Molecule: messenger RNA, 5038 nt
Organism: Setaria italica (foxtail millet)
Lineage: Eukaryota; Viridiplantae; Streptophyta; Magnoliopsida; Poales; Poaceae
Product: tyrosine-sulfated glycopeptide receptor 1
Exons: 2
Coding region: 233-4717 (1494 amino acids)
Biological process (GO): protein phosphorylation
Molecular function (GO): ATP binding; protein kinase activity; protein binding
Source: RefSeq, a predicted model, not a curated record
UGGCUCAGACAAAACAUCGUGGUGUGGACUGAGAAAACGCUGUAGCAGCUAACCCUUGACCCAGUUUUUCUUUUGGCAACUAGGACCGGAAAGGCCGAAAGGAUCAAACAAAACGGAGGCAGCAGCUUGUCCUGUUUGUCCUCGUGCUCUUUCUAGAUCAGACCCUGUCUGGCCCCUACUCUCAAGACACAAUUUAUGCCUCUCAUUCCAUAGUGAUUUCUGGAGAGAAGCCAUGCGGGCACUCCAUUUCUCACACAUGAAAUACAGCAACAGAUUUCCCACAACUUUCCUUAGCCUUGCUCUUGUUCUGCUCCUCUUCUUGGCCUCUCCCACAAGCGCUUGCACUGAGCAGGAGCGCAACUCACUCCUUCAGUUCCUUGGUGGGCUAUCGCAGGGUGGAAAUCUCACCUUGACAUGGAAGAAUGGCACAGACUGCUGCACUUGGGAAGGGAUCACCUGCAGUCCAGACAGGACGGUCACUGAUGUCUUCUUGAGUUCUAGGAGCCUUCAGGGAUUCAUCUCACCGUUCCUUGGCAAUCUCACUGGCCUAUUGCGCCUCAAUUUAUCCUACAAUUUGCUGUCUGGCGGCCUACCACUCGAAUUGGUGUCGUCCAACAGUAUCAUCGUCCUUGAUGUCAGCUUCAACCAACUCAAUGGAAAUCUGCAAGAGCUGCCAUCUUCAACCCCUGCCCGGCCUCUCAAGGUACUGAACAUCUCAAGCAACUUGUUUUCAGGGCAGAUUCCGUCCACUACAUGGGAAGUGAUGAAGAGUCUGGUUGCCCUUAAUGUAAGCAAUAACAGCUUUACCGGGCAGGUACCAACAACACUCUGUGUCAAUGCACCAUCCUUUACUCUGCUUGAACUCAGCUACAACCAAAUAAGUGGAAGUAUACCUCCAGAGCUUGGUGAUUGCUCCAAUUUAAAAUAUCUAAGUGCUGGACACAACAACCUCAACGGGACUCUUCCAGAUGGCCUCUUGGAUAUUACCUCAUUGGAACACCUCUCUUUUCCAAAUAACCAGUUGCAAGGAUCACUCAACAACAUCAGCAAGCUCAAAAAUCUGGUCACCCUUAAUCUUGGAGGGAAUUUUUUUGAUGGCAAUAUCCCAGAUUCUAUAGGUGAACUCAAGAGACUGCAGGAGAUUAGUUUGGAUCAUAACCAGAUGUCUGGGGAAAUCCCAUCAACUCUGAGCAACUGCACAAAGAUCAUAACUAUCGACCUCAACAGCAACAGUUUCAGCGGACAACUCACCAAGGUCAAUUUCUCCAACCUUCCCAAUCUAAAAACCAUAGAUCUUAUGGGGAACAAAUUCAGUGGCGCGAUUCCAGAAAGCAUCUACUCAUGCAACAACCUAACUGCACUGCGACUAUCCUUCAAUAGUUUCCACGGUCAGUUGUCAGAAAAAAUCGGCAAUUUGAAGUUCCUCUCAUUCCUAUCACUUGUUGACAUCUCUCUUACAAAUAUCACAAGUGCAUUUCAGAUCCUUAGGAGUUGCAAUAACCUGACCACCUUGCUAAUUGGACUCAACUUCAAGCAUGAGAUCAUGCCACAGGAUGACAGAAUUGAUGGUUUUGAGAAUCUUCAGGUUCUUUCUAUGUAUGAGUGUUCUUUGCUUGGAAGAGUGCCUCCUUGGUUAUCCAAGCUCACAAAUUUGGAGGUUUCUUGCAACGAGCAGGAGAGCAACUCCCUCCUCCACUUCCUCGCAGGGCUCUCACAGGACGGUGGCCUCACCAAGUCAUGGCAGAAUGGCACAGAUUGUUGCAUAUGGGAUGGGAUCAGCUGCAGCCCAGACAGGAUGGUCACCGAUGUCUUCUUGGCUUCUAGGAGCCUUCAGGGGUUCAUCUCACCAUUCCUCGGCAAUCUCACCGGCCUCUUGCGGCUUAACCUAUCCUACAAUUUGCUGUCCGGUUCCCUACCGCUGGAAUUGGUGUCGUCCAGUAGCAUCAUCGUCCUUGACGUCAGCUUCAACCAACUCAAUGGAGGCCUGCAAGAGCUGCCAUCUUCAACCCCUCGCCGGCCUCUCAAGGUACUGAACAUCUCAAGCAACUUGUUUUUAGGGCAAUUUCCAUCCAGCACAUGGGAGGCGAUGAAGAGUCUGGUCGUGCUCAAUGUCAGCAACAACAGCUUUACCGGGCAGAUACCAACUACCUUCUGUGUGAGUUCACAAUCCUUUGUUGUGCUUGAACUCAGCUAUAACCAAAUUAGUGGAAGUAUCCCUGCAGGGCUCAGUAAUUGUUCCAACCUAACAUCUCUUAGUGUCGGGCACAACAACCUCAAUGGAACUUUUCCGGGUGACCUUCUAAAUAUUGCCUUGUUGGAACACCUCUCUUUUCCAAAUAAUCAGUUGGAAGGAUCACUCGGCAACAUCAGCAAGCUCAAAAAUCUAGUCACCCUUAAUCUUGAACGGAACAGGUUCAGUGGCGAUAUCCCAGAUUCUAUAGGUGAGCUUAAGAGAUUGGAACAGAUCCAUUUGGGCAACAACAACAUGUCCGGGGAGCUCCCAUCAAAUCUGACCAACUGCACGAAUCUCAUAACUAUCGACCUCAAGAGCAACAAUUUAAGGGGAGAACUCACCAAGGUCAACUUCUCCAAACUUCCCAAUCUAAAAACCAUAGAUCUUAUGGGGAACAAAUUCAGUGGCGCGAUUCCAGAAAGCAUCUACUCAUGCAACAACCUAACUGCACUGCGACUAUCCUUCAAUAGUUUCCACGGUCAGUUGUCAGAAAAAAUCGGCAAUUUGAAGUUCCUCUCAUUCCUAUCACUUGUUGACAUCUCUCUUACAAAUAUCACAAGCGCAUUUCAGAUCCUUGGGAGUUGCAAGAACCUGACCACCUUGCUAAUUGGACUCAACUUCAAGCAUGAGAUCAUGCCACAGGAUGAAAGAAUUGAUGGUUUUGAGAAUCUUCAGGUUUUUUCUAUCAAUGACUGUUCUUUGUCUGGAAAAGUACCUCCUUGGUUAUCAAAGCUCACAGAUUUAGAGAUGUUAUUUUUAUUUAACAAUCAACUGACCGGAUCAAUACCUGACUGGAUAAGUAACCUGAACUCCCUGUUCUAUAUAGACCUAUCAAACAACAGCCUUACAGGGGAACUUCCAACAGCUCUAAUGGAGAUGCCAAUGCUAAAAACAGACAAGGUUGGCCCAGAGGUCUUUGAGCUGCCUGUUUAUCCACUUUAUACACCUCAAUCGCUUCAAUACCGCAUGCCUAGCGCUUUUCCUAAAGUGCUGAAACUAGGCAAUAAUAACUUCACUGGUGAGAUCCCCAACAAGAUUGGUCAGCUGAAAGGGCUCCUUUCACUUAAUUUGAGCUUCAACAAAUUAUCUGGAGAGAUCCCAGAAGCGAUUUGCAACAUCACAAAGCUGCAGGUGCUUGACUUGUCAAGUAAUAAUCUCACUGGUACAAUUCCAGCUGCACUGAACGACCUAAACUUCCUGUCUCAAUUCAAUGUUUCAAAUAAUGACCUAGAAGGGACUAUUCCAACUGUGGGCCAGCUUAGCACUUUUCUAAAUUCAAGCUUUGAUGGCAACCCGAAACUGUGUGGUCCCAUGCUUUCUGAUCAUUGUGGUUCAUCUAAAACACCAUGGGUCUCCAAGAAACGACACAACAAAAAAGCCAUCCUUGUCCUUGCACUUGGUGUAGGUUUUGGAGGUAUUUUCAUCCUGUUCUUGCUAGUCUGCCUCCUUUUCUUGUUCAGGAGAACAAGUUUCACGACCAGAAAUAGGAGCAACAACAAGGAUGCCAUAGAAGCACUGCCAUCCAACUUCAUUUCAGAGCAAUCAUUGGUGAUGGUCCCACAACGCAAGGGAGAACAAAAUAACCUCACAUUCAUUGAUCUCGUGAAGGCUACAAAUAACUUUGACAAGGAGAAUAUCAUAGGCUGUGGAGGUUAUGGGCUGGUGUACAAGGCUGAGCUACCCAAUGGAUCCAAGGUUGCGAUCAAGAAGCUCAAUAGUGAUAUGUGCCUGAUGGAUAGGGAAUUCAGUGCAGAGGUUGAGGCUCUCUCCAUGGCGCAGCAUGACAAUCUCGUGCCACUCUGGGGCUACUGCAUUCAGGAAAACUCAAGGUUCCUCAUAUAUUCUUAUAUGGAGAAUGGCAGCCUGGAUGACUGCCUUCACAACAGGGAUGAUGACGCCAGCCCAUUUCUUGGCUGGCCAAUGAGGCUAAAGAUCGCGCAAGGAGCAAGCCGGGGUCUCUCAUACAUCCAUGAUGUCUGCAAGCCUCGCAUUGUGCACCGUGACAUCAAGUCCAGUAACAUCCUGCUAGACAAAGAAUUCAAACCCUAUGUUGCGGAUUUUGGGCUAUCCAGAUUGAUCCUUCCCAACAAAACUCAUAUCACAACUGAGUUGAUUGGCACUCUCGGUUAUAUUCCUCCUGAAUAUUGUCAAGGUUGGGUGGCUACUCUUAGAGGUGAUAUGUACAGUUUUGGAGUAGUGUUGCUUGAGCUUCUCACAGGCCAGCGGCCUGUUCCAAUCUCAUACAAGUCCAAAGAACUCGUCCAGUGGGUACGUGAGAUGAGAUCCGAGGGAAAGCAGAUUGAAGUCCUGGAUCCAGCACUCCAGGGCACAGGGUAUGAAGGGCAGAUGUUGAAGAUGCUUGAAGUCGCUUGCCAGUGUGUCAACCAUAAUCCUAGCAUGAGGCCAACAAUAUGGGAAGUAGUCUAUUGCCUGGACAGCAUAGAUGCCAACCUGAGGAUGCAAAAUUCAGUCACCAUAGAGUAAUAACCUACAUAAUAAAUUAUAAUUUGAGUGACCUGCUGACUGAUUACGUUACUUCUUUUUGUACAGCUUAACAGGCUGCUAAACAUUUGUAAUUCGUCUCCUUUUUCCCCUAUCAUGAACUAUGGACCAUGAAGAGUCAUAAGAAACAAGCUAAACUUUUGUGAUGGUGACCCUUCAACCAAGAGUGUCAUUCAUGAUUAGGGUAUCAAACUCUGAAUUAAUUAAUUAGUUUGCUUAUCCUCUCUCUCCCCCUGUUUUACAAUUCUAUUGAUGUACUUUCCACACAGUUGUUAGGGAAUAAAAAAUCAUCUUUUCCUUUAA